Etheostoma spectabile (orangethroat darter) is the source of this 3321-nucleotide messenger RNA. It is a transcript of the gene il4i1, whose product is annotated as interleukin 4 induced 1. Gene Ontology annotation, molecular function: L-amino-acid oxidase activity. The transcript has 8 exons. Bases 261 to 1904 code for a protein of 547 amino acids. Gene Ontology annotation, biological process: amino acid catabolic process. NCBI's taxonomy places the organism in Eukaryota, Metazoa, Chordata, Actinopteri, Perciformes, Percidae. The record is from RefSeq and is a predicted model, not a curated record.
CAGGUCAUAUAUUGAAAUUAGUGAAGAUGGAGGAAAUGAGGUAUGCUGGUGACUACCCUCCCUAAUCUAAUUUGUUCAGUGUGGUUGACUCUCGAGCCGGUGUGGGAAAAUAUUUCUGCAAGACCUGAGGAGCCACACAGUCCCUCAUUAAAAUUACGUUGUGUGCAAUUUCACACAUACUACACAUCCAGGUUUUCCAGGCUGCUUUCGUAUCGUAGAAAGUUUAGCUUUAUCAGGGACUCAGUCAUUUCUCCUCAGUCAUGCAGAGACUCAUGACAACUUACGAGACUUUACCUUUGAUAAAGGUUUCUUUUUCCUCUAAUAGUAUCAGUAUCAACAGUCAAAGGAAGAAACCAAAACUGUGGUGUUCCAUUCUCAAGAUGGCACUGUGCAAACUCUUUACUCUGGUUCUAGUCGGUGUUGUGGUGUUUGCGGUAAGUGGGAUCUUUGGAGACCCCCUGUUUGAGUGCCUCCAAGACACUGACUACAGUGAGCUUCUCCACAUUGUGGAUAAAGGUCUUCCGGCCACUAAGACACCUCGUCAUGUUGCAAUCAUCGGCGGGGGCAUCGCUGGACUUACCGCUGCAAAGUUUUUAGAAGAUGCCGGACACAAGGUGACCAUAAUAGAAGCCAGUAACCGUAUAGGAGGACGUGUGGAGACCUUCAGGAACAAUAGAGAAGGCUGGUAUGCAGAAGUGGGUGCCAUGAGGAUCCCUAGCUUUCAUAAAAUUCUGCUUUCCUUUGCUUCAAAAUUACAAAUUUCCCUAAACCACUUCAUCCAAGAUGAUAUUAACACCUACUAUUUGGUAAAUGGCGUGCUACAAAAAACCUAUGCUGUGGAAAACAACCCUGAUGUGCUCAACUACAGCUUAAAUGAAAGGGAAAGGGGGAAGUCAGCAGCUCAACUCUUCAGUCAGACCCUCUGGAAGGUGAAGGAUGACCUGAAGGCAAUGGGCUGCAGUGCCAUGUUGGAUAAAUAUGAUGCAUACACAGUGAAGGAAUAUCUGGUGAAGGAGGGUAACCUGAGUCGUGGUGCCUUGAGGAUGAUUGGGGACAUCCUGAAUGAAAACAGCCUCUUCUACACAUCGCUAAUAGAAAUGUUGUACAUGCAGUCAGACAUCAAUGACAACACUGAGUACUACGAAGUGACAGAUGGUUUUGACCACCUCCCAAAGGCUUUCUAUCAGGUGUUAAAUGCGACGAUCCUCCUCAACUCCAAGGUUAAGCUAAUCAAUCAAACAGACAGCACCAAUGUGACUGUAACAUACCAGGAUUGGUGUAAUUCAGGCGCCCUGACCAACCUAACAGUGGACUAUGCCCUGGUGACAGCCACAGCCAAGGCCACAGUCUUCAUUGACUUCCAGCCCCCUCUCUCUGGGAACAAGAUGGAGGCCCUGCGCUCAGUUCAUUAUGCCAGCUCCACCAAGGUGGUACUCAGCUUCAGGGAGCGCUUCUGGGAGAAAGAGGGUAUCAGAGGAGGGAAGAGCAUCACAGACCGACCUUCUCGCUUCAUCUACUACCCUAGUCACAGCUUCCACGGUACAGCUGCGGGGGCCCUCCUGGCGUCCUACACCUGCUCUGACGAUUCCACCCUCUUCCAAGGGAUGAGCGAGGAGGAGCUGAUGGCCGUGGUCCUGGAGGACUUGGUGAAGAUCCACGGAGAGGACAUCAGGCCUCAGUUUACAGGGGGGCUGGUGAAGAAGUGGGGAUUAGAUCCUUACAGUCUGGGAGCCUUCGCCAUGUUUACACCCUACCAGCAGGAACACUACGCCAGAGACCUGUUCCAGAGUGAGGGACGGGUGCACUUUGCAGGAGAACACACAGCCUUGCCCCAUGGGUGGAUUGAAACUGCCAUGAAGUCUGCACUCAGGGCAGCUAAAAAUAUUAACAGCCUUACACUUUAGUUGUAUGUGCUUUAUUUUCUUGUGUUCCUCCAUUUAUAAUAUAUAUGGUUUAGCAGUACAUCUUGUGAACUUGUCUUGCCUGUUGAAAUGAAAUGAAAUAUUUACUUGUACUUUAACUACUUCACAUUUUUAUUAACUUUUACUGUCACUAUUAAUAUCCUAUCGAGGUCUCUUUCAUGAUUUUGUUUCUCUUUGACUGCUCUGCUUGUUGGCAUGUAUCAAGAAGAUGGAUAUAAUCAUUUGUUGAUUGUGGAUACUGGAUACAGGCCGGAUUUACUGUUUAUUGAUCCCCAGUGGGGAAAUUACAAUUUACACUAUACUUUGGUAGUAAUCACUACACACAGGCCUGAAAUACACACACAUGCUCAAGACCUAUUCAUGCACAAAUGGGGAGAUUGAGAGUGAGUUGGCUGCCAGUGCUAGACCAGCACCCUGAGAGGUUGGGGGGGUACGGUGCCUUGCUCAAGGGUGGAGUGCCCAGGAGGUGAAGUAGCAUCGCUCCAGCCACCAAUCCACACUCUGUACUUUGGUCCGUACGGGGACUUGAACGCUGGUUCCCAACCCAACUUUUAUAGAAAUGUUGAUUAAUGUGCAAUAUCUUUAUAGAUACAAUUAAUGAAAUGAAUCCUGGUGUAUCAGUGCGCCUCUGAUAUUAUGUAUAUUUUUGUUUUAUGUGCAUAUUUAUUGAUUCAGUUAUGUUUUCGGUAUUUCUUUUCAUUAUAACUACACGCCUUGUCUAUUUACUCCAUAAACUGACAUUCUGAUCAGACCACACAAAGAUUAGCAUAAAUAAAAACAUAAUUAUUAUCCCCAUGGACGUUAUUUGCAGACCUUUACUGUAUCAGGGUAUCCUGUUAUUCUAACACUAAAUUACAACUGGAAUUUUACCAUUAUUUUCACCUCUGAUAAAUCUGAUUGCUUUUUCGAUUACACAAUUCCACGUUUGUCUAUGAAUGUUUAAAAUAAUUCAAAGGACCAUCAGAUUUUUGCACAGUCCAAGAUGAAAUGCAAGUUGCUUGUUUUGUCGAACCAAGAGUCCAAAAUGCCCAAAUAUCAAUCAAUGUAAUCCCAGUGGGGAUUUUCAGUACACUUAAGACAAUGAAAAGCAGCAAAUCCUCACAUUUGAGAAGCUGGACUCGAGUGAUUAAUUACUUGUCGAUAUAAUGGUCUAAUCAAUUCAAAUCUAUUCCGAAUACUUGUAGGAUUGUGUAUAUAAGAAGCAUUACUAAAUACUUGCUUUUGUUUUGAAAAACUCCAAUGAAUGGAGUUCCUGAUGGUACAUUUCUGUAUGUUUAAUUCCAUUACAGCUUUUUUUUUUAUAUUUCAGUUACUUCAUUUUACUUUUAGGUUGAGUACAAAUAUUUAAUAUACUUUCUUUUAAUUGUCAGAUGUUUGGAACUAAAAGCUUGUGUAAAAA